AUGCCUGUUGAUAAAAACGUCUUUGCCCUCCUUGGGCGGAACAUUGUCGGUCGCAACGAUGGAGGAUUUCCCGUUGAAGACUACAGGUCGUUUUUUGGUUGCAGCGUGGAUGUGACAUUCGAAGCGUGGUGCUUUGCUUUGGGCGCUCAUGUUCUUGAAGACCUAUUCAAAGGAGAGGGUGCAUUGCAAGCUGGCUGGUAUUCGAAGCAGGCCUACCUUUCGAAAGUGGGUGAAAUACGUCCUCCAGCGUUUGACUGCGUAUUAUCCGGAGCUGAUGACCGUGGCAGGACUUGUCUGUUGUCGUUGGAUGGAACGGAUUACCGCAUCAAUGAGCCCAUGGAUGAUGAAGAAUUUGAGUACUACAAAGAUGGAAAGCGCUUGCCAUUCAACCCAAAAUGGUAUACGAAGAAGUUCAAUGGCCCCGGUGUGCGGUAUGAGAUAGCAAUCUGCAUUCAGACGGGCAAAAUCUGCUGGGCAUAUGGUCCCUUCCCCUGUGGCAAAUGGUCUGAUUCGAGAAUCUUUCAGCACAAUCUACAGCAUCAGCUUGGAGAGAAUGAGAUGGUUGAAGCCGACGGAGGAUAUGCUGGUUUGCCUUUCGAUGUACGCACUCCCAAUGAUAGCUUGAACGACGAUGACAAGAGAGCCAAGGGGCAGGUCCGCGCCCGCCAUGAGGCCAUCAAUCGCCGCCUCAAGCAGUGGGGAGUACUUGGCCAGAAGUUUCGCCAUGAGCUGGGCUUCCACAAGACCUGCUUCCGUGCUGUGGUCAUGAUGACCCAGUUGUCCAUCCUCGAUGGCGAGGCUGUCACCUUUGGUGUUGACUAUUAG
Messenger RNA from Seminavis robusta, 825 nucleotides. NCBI's taxonomy places the organism in Eukaryota, Bacillariophyta, Bacillariophyceae, Naviculales, Naviculaceae. The record is from the annotation of a GenBank genome assembly.